CAUUGAUCAGAUCAAACUAAGAAAGCUCACAUUCUAAGGAAAGAGGCCCUACUUUACUAUAUAUAUUACAACAUAUAGCCCCACUACUGUCUGCAGCCCUGAGAAUCCUUCUCAGUCAAAUCUCAUUCUAAACUUCUCUUUUUCUUUCUUCAUCUCUCCCCACGCGCAGACAAAGAGGUUAUCAAGUUUAAGUUAAAGAGAUCACACUCUGAGGUGAGGUGAGAGCUCCAUUAUCUCUAGUGUUGAAGCUUCCAAGCUUAUUACAUGGAUGAGAAGUGGAAGCUAUCUAAGAAGGAAGCUUCGGGUACCCAUUGUUCAAGUUCUUCAAAGUUCUCACUUCCAAGGAGUUUUUCAACAAAGAGUAUUUCUUCCAAGUCUCCUCUUCUUAGGAGUUCUUCACAGAAGAACUCAUGUUCCUCUUCUUCAUCUUCAUCAUCAUCUAAAUGUGCACUACCAAGAAGUUAUUCACAAAAGACUUCCAUUUCCCGUAAAUGCAGUAGCUUAGCCAAGGAGCAGAAGGCAAGGUUCUACAUUAUGAGGCGGUGUGUUGCCAUGCUUGUUUGCUGGCAUAAACAUGGAGAUUCUUGAAGGAAAACAAAAGAGAUCAAUGGAGAUACGAUCAUAUAUAGAUCAGUAGGGAAUUAAGGUUCCUUCCCCUUUUCUCCACUCGUUUAUGCAGGAUGGGUUCUUUGGAUUUGUUUGUCUUGAACUCAUGGAUUUUUACAUCCAUUGCAUCAAGAACAAAUAAAUGUCACCCGAGUUUUUCUUGCUUACCUUCAUUUUCUAAUUAGUUCAGUUCAGUUUGUAAUUAUAAAAUGAGAAGAGCUACUACGAAGUUUUAUAGUUGUAAGAAAAGACUAUAUCAACAAAUAGAUUUCUGUCAAAUCUUAAACUAGCAAAGUCUUUCUUGUAUUUUCAUAAUAAUUUCCUCCUCCAUUUCCAACUCUGUGAUUCUUUUUGUUUUCCCCUUUAGAUCUUAAUCAAAGCAGAUCUCAAAAACCAGGAGGCCUACUUAAAA
Gossypium raimondii (Peruvian cotton) is the source of this 1018-nucleotide messenger RNA. Its product is annotated as small polypeptide DEVIL 13. The record is from RefSeq and is a predicted model, not a curated record. Bases 265 to 588 code for a protein of 107 amino acids. Gene Ontology annotation, biological process: negative regulation of cell population proliferation. Lineage: Eukaryota; Viridiplantae; Streptophyta; Magnoliopsida; Malvales; Malvaceae. The transcript has a single exon.